Molecule: messenger RNA, 2106 nt
Organism: Microtus ochrogaster (prairie vole)
Lineage: Eukaryota; Metazoa; Chordata; Mammalia; Rodentia; Cricetidae
Gene: Sqle
Product: squalene epoxidase
Biological process (GO): cholesterol metabolic process; sterol biosynthetic process
Cellular component (GO): membrane; endoplasmic reticulum
Molecular function (GO): squalene monooxygenase activity; flavin adenine dinucleotide binding
Source: RefSeq, a predicted model, not a curated record
CAAACCCCUCCCUAGGGAAAAAAAAAAGACCACCCCAAAACAAAUCAAAUCAAAACAAAACAAAAAACCCAAAAUUCCUCAGCCUUGGCACCAAAGAAGCUUUUGAGCCAUGUGGACUUUUCUUGGCAUUGCUACCUUCACCUAUUUUUAUAAGAAAUGUGGGGAUGUCACCCUGGCCAACAAGGAGCUCCUCUUGUGCGUGCUGGUGUUCCUGUCGCUGGGCCUGGUGCUCUCCUACCGCUGUCGCCAUCGAAACGCGGGCCUCCUCGGUCGCCAGCAGAGUGGCUCCCAGUUUGCUGCGUUCUCUGAUAUUCUCUCAGCUCUGCCUCUUAUUGGCUUCUUCUGGGCCAAGUCACCUCCUGAGCCAGAAAAGAAAGAGGAGCUGGAGUCCAGUAAGUGCAGAAAAGAAGCCAGUAUUUCAGAAACAACAUUGACAGGAGCAGCUACCUCAGUGUCAGCAUCUUCUCUGAAUGAUCCGGAAGUUAUCAUUGUGGGGGCUGGUGUACUCGGAUCUACCUUGGCAACGGUUCUUUCCAGAGAUGGAAGAAAGGUGACAGUAAUCGAGAGAGAUUUAAAAGAGCCUGACAGAAUCGUUGGUGAGCUUCUGCAGCCAGGUGGUUACCGUGUUCUUAAAGAGCUGGGCCUCGGAGAUACAGUAGAGGGUUUCAAUACCCAUCUUAUACAUGGCUACAUAGUUCACGAUUAUGAAAGCAGAUCUGAAGUUCAAAUUCCAUACCCGGUGUCAGAAAACAACCAAGUGCAGAGCGGAAUUGCUUUCCACCACGGCAAAUUCAUCAUGAGUCUCCGGAAAGCAGCUAUGGCAGAGCCCAAUGUGAAGUUUAUAGAAGGUGUUGUGCUUCAGUUGCUAGAGGAAGACGGCGCCGUGACGGGAGUGCAGUACAAGGACAAGGAGACUGGAGACACCAAGGAGCUCCACGCCCCAUUGACUAUUGUUGCAGAUGGGCUUUUCUCCAAGUUCAGGAAGAACCUUGUCUCCAAUAAAGUUUCUGUUUCAUCUCAUUUUGUUGGCUUCCUUAUGAAGAAUGCACCACAGUUUAAAGCCAAUUUUGCAGAGCUUGUUCUGGUCAAUCCAAGUCCAGUUCUCGUCUACCAGAUUUCAGCCAGUGAAACACGGGUACUUGUUGAUAUCCGUGGGGAAAUGCCAAGGAAUUUAAGAGAAUACAUGGCCGAACAAAUUCACCCACAAAUGCCUGACCACCUGAAGGAGCCGUUCCUGGAGGCCUCUCAGAACUCUCGCCUGCGGACCAUGCCAGCAAGCUUCCUUCCUCCUUCCCCUGUGAACAAACGAGGUGUUCUCCUUCUGGGAGAUGCAUAUAACCUGAGGCAUCCUCUUACUGGUGGAGGAAUGACAGUUGCUUUAAAAGAUGUAAAAUUAUGGAGAAAACUGUUAAAAGAUAUUCCUGACCUUUAUGAUGACGCUGCUGUUUUCCAGGCCAAAAAGUCAUUCUAUUGGUCAAGAAAAAGGACCCAUUCCUUUGUUGUGAAUGUGCUGGCUCAGGCUUUGUAUGAAUUAUUUUCUGGUACAGAUGAUUCCUUGCACCAGCUACGAAAAGCUUGCUUUCUUUAUUUUAAACUUGGUGGAGAAUGUGUGGCGGGUCCCGUUGGGCUGCUUUCUGUAUUGUCUCCGCACCCUCUAGUGUUGAUCCGACACUUCUUUGCCGUUGCUGUCUAUGCCACGUAUUUCUGCUUUAAAUCUGAGCCGUGGGCUACAAAACCCCGAGCCCUUUUCAGUAGUGGUGCUGUACUGUACAAAGCGUGUUCUAUAAUAUUUCCUCUCAUCUACUCAGAAAUGAAGUAUCUGAUUCAUUGAAGGGGAAACCACUUGGAAGUCAAGCCCGUUGAGACUUGAAGAGGAUGUAUAUAGCCUAGAACUGUAUGACUUCCUUGGACACUCAAGGACCAAGCUUGUGUAUAAGCAUGUAAAUAUAUGCCUUAAUUUACAAUUGAAAAUGAAGGGUCGAAUAAGCUAGAUGUUUAAAAGAAUGAUUGUUUCCACAAAUUAGUGCUAACACUGAAGUUUUUCUUGAUUUCAGUAUUUGGGGUGAUUCACUGGGACAUGCAAAUAAAAUGAAGAAUAAACUCUUA